Molecule: messenger RNA, 3732 nt
Organism: Ostreococcus tauri
Lineage: Eukaryota; Viridiplantae; Chlorophyta; Mamiellophyceae; Mamiellales; Bathycoccaceae
Product: Helicase, C-terminal
Exons: 1
Coding region: 1-3732 (1243 amino acids)
Biological process (GO): chromatin remodeling
Cellular component (GO): nucleus; chromatin
Molecular function (GO): ATP-dependent chromatin remodeler activity; DNA binding; ATP binding
Source: RefSeq, a predicted model, not a curated record
AUGGACGGGAGCGACUCGGAUACGUCGAUGACGGCGCCGUCGGGGGCGACGGCGGUGGCGGUGGACGACGGCGUGGGACGGCGUCCGCGGCGAGCCGCGGCGCGGGCGGUGCGGUCGAUGCGGGAGGCGGAGUCGGAUUCGGAAUUGGAUUCGGACGACGCGUCGACGACGAGCGCGGGACGGAUGGACGAGGACGCGUCGAUGGAGGAUGCGGCGUAUCGAGACGUCGUCGAACGAAUCGUGUACUGUCGACAGAAAAGUGAUGCGGACGCGGAGCUGGAGUACUGCGUGAAGUGGGAAGGGGUGAGUUAUCGUCGAUGCUCGUGGGAGACGGCGGAGACGCUCGCGCGCGAGGCGCCGCACAAGUUGAAGACGUUCACGCGGAAGCACGCGAUCGAGGCGCAGGAUGAGCGGUACCCAAAGGCGUAUGAUAUCAUCGAUCGCGUGAUCGCUCACCGAGAGGGCGAGGAUGAUGGAUCGGUGGAGUACUUGGUGAAGUGGUGCGGCUUGGGGUACGCGGCGUCCACGUGGGAGACGAGCGAAAGCGUGAGCGAGCUCGACGAAGACAAGGGCAAGGUGGAGCGAUACUGGAGAUUCACCAAUCCUGAGUUUUUUGAGCGCACGGAAAUGCCGCGAGGAAAACCCAUGCCUCCGGAGUUCAAGAAUGGGAUGUCUCUUCGCGAGUACCAGGUGACGAGUUUUGAGUGGAUGGUGAGCAACUAUUACCGCGGAAGGAACGUCAUCUUGGGCGACGAGAUGGGCCUAGGGAAGACGGCGCAGUGCAUCUCGGUGAUGGAGUACGUACGUAAGAAUCUCAUGCGUCGUCGUCAGCCCAUGUGCGUCGUCGCACCGCUCACGACGCUCGGACACUGGAAGCGAGAAGUUGAAAAGUGGACCGACAUGAACGUAAUCGUCUUCGACGGAUCUGCCGCCGAUCGCGAAGUGUGCAUCGAGCACGAGUUCUUCGUCCAGGGGUCGCGCAAACCGAAAUUUGAUGUCAUGCUCGUGAGUUUCGAUAACGUUCGCAGGAACAUCGAGCUUUUGGAGCGUUUUUCCUUUGCCAUGUGCGUCGUCGAUGAAGCACACAAAAUGAAGGACGUCAACUCUCAGACGACCAUCGCGGUGACAUCGCUCCGGUAUGACUGGCUCCUACUCUUGACGGGAACUCCGAUCCAGAAUAACAUCAAAGAGCUGUACGGGAUGCUCCACAUUCUUGAUCCUCGACAAUUUCAUUCAUGGGAAGAUUUCCGCGACGAAUUUUGCGACGAAUCGGGAGAGGUCGACGCGACGCAAGUGAUGCGAUUGAGAGAUUUACUCAAGCCUCGCAUGUUGCGUCGCAUGAAGGAAGACGUUGAAAAAAUUCCUGCGAAGGAAGAGGUCGUCGUGUGGGUCGAACUUACUCCGCAGCAGCGUGGAUAUUAUCGCGCGCUGUAUGAAAACCAAAUUCACGUCCUCUUGGAAGGAUCCAAGGUGAAAAGUGUGCCACAGCUACGAAAUCUAUCCAUGGAGCUUCGUAAGGUGUGCAAUCAUCCGUUUCUUUGUGCGGGCCUCGAGGAGGAUUACACGAAGAAACGUCUCGCCGCGUGCGAGGAGAACGGUAUCGCGCCUCCUUCAGCGCUACAGCUCCUCGUCGAAGGGAGCGGAAAGAUGAGCCUGCUCGCAAAGCUCCUCGCAAAGCUGAAGCGCGACGGGCAUAAGGUUCUAAUCUUUUCGCAGUUCACCAUGGUUCUCGAUCUCGUGCAAGACUUCAUGAGCGCGUCCGGGUACGAGUGCGAGCGCUUGGAUGGUACCACCUCGGCAGAAGACCGUCAAGCUGGGAUUGAUCGAUUCAACACGCCGGGCGCGGGAUUCGCGUACUUGCUCUCUACUCGAGCGGGCGGCAUGGGGAUUACUCUCACGUCCGCGGAUACUGCGAUUAUCUUCGAUUCCGAUUGGAACCCUCAGAACGAUCUCCAAGCGAUGGCGCGCUGCCAUCGAAUUGGCCAAACCAAAGAGGUCAAGGUGUACAGAUUCGUCACCAAAGACACAUACGAGCAGUCAUUGUUCGAGACUGCGUCGCGCAAGUACGGUUUGGACGAGGCGAUUCUCGGCGGUGGCGAUGAGAAUGGAGAAGAAGAGGGUCAUCGGUCGAAGAAAACUGCAAAGGAGCAGGCGCAACGCAUUAACGAGUUGCUCAAGUACGGCGUGCACGGCGCGCUCAAGGAUGCGUCAGGAGAAGAAGCGAACGCGUUCGCUGCGGAAGAUAUCGAUGAAAUCUUGUCCCGUCGCGCCGAGCAUCGCGACGUGGGACCUCGAGUUGGUAAUUCAUUUUCUGUCGCGACAUUUGGCGCCGAACCCGGCGAUGGCGUCGAUGACGAGACGUUCUGGGCCGAAGCUUUCGGAGACGCCGCGAUUCAGGCGGCCAAGGAGAAGGCGGCGGAACAAGUCGUCGACAAACGUUUCGCGGUUGAAGGUCCGCGCAAGCGUAAAACGGUGAACUACAAGGAAAGUGUCGCUUUGUUCCAAAACCAAACACCGUCUCUGGCGCCUCGCACGGGGACGCGUACGACGUACAGUGAGCGAAGAGCCGCUGCAAAACGCGCUCGCGAGGAGGACAAAAAACUCAGACAGGAAGAACGUGAAGCUCGACGACGCGAGCGAGAGGAAGAACUCGCACGUCAACGUGAAGAUGCUAAACUCAAUUGGUUCACGUGGGAGGUCGAGGUCGUCGUCGACGCACUCUCUGCGUUCGGCGCUCCGAACGGAGACGUCUCUCGAGCCGUCACGUGCGGCACUCUUGACGUGGACAAGCCAGACGAGCAAAAGAUAGCCGUCGCGAAAACUGUCAUGGAAAUGUUCGACACGAUCGUGCGUGUCCGCGAUGAGGUAUCCUCGUCCUCAGCGGCGAACGCUGAGUCCAAGCAAGAACAAAACGACGAUGACAAGGAGGACGACGGCAAGGAGGACGACGACAAGGAAGACGAUCGUGAAGACACGGAGGAGACCAAGCAGGCCGUGUUCGCAGCUAUGGAGACGAUUCUUGUCCCGGAGAGAGCCGCCACGGCUCUUGCGAAUCGAGUCCUCUGGACCAAGCUCUUGCGAGCGAUGCCCAGACGCGCCAAGCUCAUGAAACAACGUGCCGCGCUCGCCAAGCUGAUUGAGGCUGAAGAACCCAUCGACCUCGACAGCCCCACCGCGCCUCCACCACGUCAAAAGACGACCCUUCCAAAAGAAAGGGCGCAGUUUCCGGUACCCGUUCUCGGUGUCAAGGCGUCGUUGCCUGCGGAGUGGUGGACGACCGAAGACGACACCGAUCUCCUUCGCGGUUCUUUGCGCUACGGCUACACGCCGAGUAACUCUAAAGAAUUAGAGCGACAGUUCGACCUCAUCAGAAACGAUCGACAGCUUCGUUUCGCGUCUCGAACGGGGGUGUACGAUGACGGAGAGUACAGAGAGACGGUCGCAUGGCCAGCGGCGACCCGACUCAAGACGCGACUCAUGCGUUUGCUUCAAGCACUUCUCAGACCGCCAAAAAGGCCGUCCAAGGCGGAGCUACUUGCGGCUCAACGAAAGGCAGCCGCCGAGGCUAAGCUAAAGCGAGACAUGGAGGUCUUGCGAAUGUGGCAAGAGAAGCGCAAAGCCACGACACCGACAUCUGGGAACCAGCCGUCGCCGAAACGUGCGCCGCUAGGAGACUCCAACUCGAACAAGCCACAGCACCAAGCUUCGCUGUACGCCUUUUUCAACAAGUAA